AGCCAGUCGAGUCGCAAUAACGUGUGGUUCAUGGACUUCAGUCACGACGGAGUCUUAUGUAACAGUAACUGCACAUUACGUUAGCAAGGACUGGAAGAUCUUGUCGCAUGUGCUGCAAACGAGAGCAGUUUAUGAGUCUCACACGGGUUCUCAUCUGGCGGAGCUACUGUCUCGUGUCGUGGAAGAAUGGCAGCUGUCCGAUAAAUCUGUAGUGCUUGUGACCGACAAUGCGUCGAACAUGAUUGUUGCUGCUCAAGUUGGAAAAUUCCCUCAUGUAAAAUGCUUCACCCAUACACUGAAUCUCGCAUCCCAGCGGGCGCUGAAAGUGGCCACGCUCUCCAGGCUUUUAGGCAGAGUGCGACGAAUAUCAACAUUUUUUCACCGCAGCACUACAGCAAACCACUGUCUGAAAGAAAAACAGAAAUGUCUUGGCCUGAAGAAUCAUAAGCUGAUAACUGAUGUGACAACAAGGUGGAACAGCUCAUAUGACAUGGUCGAGAGGUUCCUAUAACAGCAACCUGCAAUCUGUGCCACAUUGUUGUCUCCAGAAGUCAGAAAAAGUGAGUCAGAUCUCUGCACUCUCAACGAAACAGAUGUGUCAAAUGCAGAGGAUGCUGUGAGUGCAUUAAAGCCAAUGAAAGAUGCAACCACACUGAUGUCAGAAGAGCGCAAUCCAACUGUUUCUCUCAUUGCCCCUCUAAAUGCACAACUGCUCCAGAACACGACAGACACCAUGGGAGACACACCCAUGAUCCAUGAGAUCAAGAAUGCCAUCAAAACAGAUCUCCUGAAGAGGUACAGCAGUGAGGCAGAGAAGAAAAUACUUUAUACAGCCUCUGCCCUGGAUCCUCGUUUUAAGGGACUGCCUUUUAUUCUCACAGAGGAGGAGAGAUUGGAGAUAUACAGAGGAGUGACUGAGGAGGCUGCAUCCUUGGAGAUUGAGUGUACUAGUACAGUUACAUCUAGGAGGACAAACGUGAAUGAAGUGCCACUGCCGGAGGGAAAAGAAACUCUUGAAGAAGAAUCACCCAUCGAGGAGGAUCAGGAUAACCCUUCUCCUCCCAAAAGAAAGUCCACAUCGCUGCUCAUGACUUUGCUGGGACAGUCUUUCACUGACACUGAAGGUACAAUAGAACCCAAGACCCCCUAUGUCAAGGCUGAAGAGGAAAUAGAGAAAUAUUGUAAAGCCCCAUCUCUGCCUCUCACUGAAGACCCUUUGAAAUGGUGGCAUGUACAUGAGGUCAUAUUUCCCCUCCUCUCUCAUUUGUCAAAGCGAUACUUGUGUAUCGCAGGUACAAGCGUGUCUGCAGAGCGGGUUUUCUCCACUGCAGGAGAUGUGGUAACGGCAAAAAGAAGCACCCUCAAACCAGAGCAUGUGGAUCAACUAGUGUUCUUACAGAAAAACCUACAUAUUCCAUAAUUCUGAGUAGUGAUUCAGGUUUAUAAUAUUAAUAUUUAAUGUUUUUUGGCACAUCCAGAAGAAUGUGCUGUGUGCCCCACU
Molecule: messenger RNA, 1501 nt
Organism: Bombina bombina (fire-bellied toad)
Lineage: Eukaryota; Metazoa; Chordata; Amphibia; Anura; Bombinatoridae
Product: E3 SUMO-protein ligase ZBED1-like
Exons: 2
Coding region: 635-1420 (261 amino acids)
Molecular function (GO): protein dimerization activity
Source: RefSeq, a predicted model, not a curated record